Galleria mellonella (greater wax moth) is the source of this 729-nucleotide messenger RNA. RefSeq lists its product as uncharacterized. The transcript is spliced from 2 exons. NCBI's taxonomy places the organism in Eukaryota, Metazoa, Arthropoda, Insecta, Lepidoptera, Pyralidae. The record is from RefSeq and is a predicted model, not a curated record. The coding region runs from base 153 to 647 and encodes 164 amino acids.
CAGUUUAGCAGGGCCGACUGGUGUGGUAAGGCAGUACUGCGGCGGCUGUACCGCUAUCCCCGCGAAUAAAUAAAAGAUGCAACGGAGAUCACGUACAUAGCGGACUCCACCUGCGAGAUCGCGGUUCAGUGCGCCUCUGGACACCUCCCGCGAUGGUCAAUUACAAGCGUGUAGUAUGCGAAGUGGCUGUUGUGGCGGCGUUGUUGACGGUGACCACCGGUGCCCCCACGCCCGAAUGCGCGGACAAACACUACGAUCAGCGGCAAAAUGGCACCGAGAACUACCGACUCAAUAUUGAUGGCGUCGUGAUCGCUGUUGCGCCGGCGCAGUCGCUCCUAGAAGCGGCUACCGAUAUCGACAUCAGCGACCUUCUGGAUUUAUACGAGAUGAAUGAAUUGGAGAAGCCGAAGCCUCCGUCUAACCCUAUCAGUAUUCCUGAGAAACCGGAGAACACAAAGCCCCAAGAAUCGAAACCAGAAAGUCCUGAAAAGCCAGCAGAGACGCCACUCAGUGAUGUCAGCUUGAAUGCAGAUUUGAAGCCGUCAAAAAAAGAUGCUCUGACUAAGAAACAUGAAAAAACACAAAGGCUGAAGGCUAGACUCGCUCAUAUUCUGUUGCCGCUGCUCAGGAAAAAUCGCCAUCAUUAGUUGACUAAAUAUUGAAAGAUACGAACAUUCUAAUGAUACUAUUUAUUCUGUGAAACAGGAGUGAAAUUACUUUUUUUUUUUU